CAUCCCACUCAAAAAAUGUAACUAUUAGUAUUUACCUAACGUAGCAACUUCACAAGUACAUACUUGAUGGGCCAAUAACAUUCUGUCGCAAUUACAAAAGACGGGAAGCCUUUAGGUCAUGAAGAGCCGCUGGGGGGCCUUGAGCCGGCAAUUGUCGACAGUUAGGAACGGGCAAAGGGCGCGCAUGGGGUGGAUAUGUCAGUCAUGUAGAAGCAACAAAGCCCCGCGGAAGCUAUUCACCAGCAGCGCAACCCUCAGAGAGCUCAAGGACAAGCCGUAUUAUGUGACGACACCCAUUUUCUACGUCAAUGCGUCUCCUCAUGUCGGCCACCUAUAUAGUAUGAUAAUAGCAGAUGUGCUCAAGCGAUGGCAAGUCCUCAAAGGCAAACAGGCCAUACUGAGCACCGGCACCGACGAACACGGAAUGAAGGUCCAGCGCGCGGCUGAGCUGCAAGAUAUUCACCCGAAGGCGCUGUGCGAUACCAACUCCGAAACGUUCAAAGAUCUGGCCAAGAAGGCUAAUAUUUCAUACGAUUACUACAUUCGCACGACGGACCUGGAACAUAGGGAUGCGGUCGAAUACUUCUGGGCUAGGUUACGAGAGAGCGGGUAUAUAUACGAGUCCAAACAUGAAGGGUGGUAUUGCGUUAGCGACGAGACUUACUACCCCGAUUCUAUGGUCGAGAAGCGCGUGUCGCCUGUGACGGGAAAGCCGUUUAUGGCGUGCAUCGAGACGGGCAGUGCUGUGGAAUGGACCGAGGAGAGGAAUCACCAUUUCCGGCUGACGGCUUUUCGAGAUAGGCUGCUCAAGUUCUACGCCGAUAACCCGAAUUUUGUUGUCCCCAAUAAUCGCUUCGCCGGGGUGAUCAGUUGGGUCCAGAAUAAUCUAGAGGAUCUAUCUAUAUCCCGGCCUGUCAGUCGUCUGGAAUGGGGUAUUCCUGUACCUGACGACCCGAGUCAGACCAUCUAUGUGUGGGUUGAUGCUCUGAUUAACUACAUUACGGUAGCGGGAUAUCCCGUAUGGCCACCCGGUUCCGAACACGCCAAAGGUUGGCCGGCCGACGUACACGUGGUCGGGAAGGAUAUCGUGCGUUUCCAUAGCAUCUACUGGCCCGCGCUGCUCAUGGCCCUGGACUUACCCUUACCAAAGUGCGUCCUCAGCCACGGCCACUGGCUGAUGAGUCGGCAAAAGAUGUCUAAAUCAACCGGAAAUGUGGUGAACCCUUUCUUCGCCCUCGAUCGCUGGGGCGUAGAUACCAUGCGGUAUUUCCUGAUAUACAACGCUGCGAUGGCCAACGAUGCAGACUACAGCAACGAGUUCAUCGUCGAUAAGUACAAGAAGGGUCUACAGGGAGGUCUAGGUAAUUUACUCAACCGAAUUACCAGGUCGAAGAACUGGAGCGUGAGGAACGCGGUGAUAUCUAUGCACGCGAAGAAGUCUCAUUCGGUCCCUAAGGUGGUUGAUACCCAGAAGAAAUACCUGGAGUCUAUCGUAGAGCAGGUCUCAAGCCAUAUGGAUGAAUUAAAUCCUAGCAAGGCGUUGAAAGAGAUUAUGGAAUUCGUGUUCGAGGUAAAUAAAUUCCUACAAGAAGCAGCACCCUGGGAAAGGAGCAGGGAAGGCGAUACAGCGGCCGUAGAGCAGAUCAUCUUCUUCGCGGCGGAGUCGGUGCGCAUCGCGGGCAUUCUGUUACAGCCGUUUAUUCCGGAGAAGUCGAGCGAGCUGUUGGAUAGGCUGGGUGUUAGUCCCGAUCGGAGGACUUUUGAGCAUGCGCGACUAUUUGCAGAUGAUACAUAUGGGACGCCGACUAUAUGGCUGGGCGAGAACGCGCAGAGUAGUUUGUUCCCGCCGAUUCCUGUUGAGGAUUAAGCACUUAAUUGUGGUGGACCGGCCUUGUGUAUAUCAUAUAUAAAAUGUGUAGCUUUGGAUAUGUAUAGUUAUUCUGUAAAGCUGAGAUAGAUACCCUAAGGCAUUUCCCCUUUUCACAUG
Molecule: messenger RNA, 1987 nt
Organism: Daldinia vernicosa
Lineage: Eukaryota; Fungi; Ascomycota; Sordariomycetes; Xylariales; Hypoxylaceae
Product: tRNA synthetases class I (M)-domain-containing protein
Exons: 3
Coding region: 119-1867 (582 amino acids)
Biological process (GO): methionyl-tRNA aminoacylation
Molecular function (GO): methionine-tRNA ligase activity; ATP binding
Source: RefSeq, a predicted model, not a curated record